Messenger RNA from Dichomitus squalens LYAD-421 SS1, 3213 nucleotides. RefSeq lists its product as uncharacterized. The coding region runs from base 1 to 3213 and encodes 1070 amino acids. The record is from RefSeq and is a predicted model, not a curated record. Lineage: Eukaryota; Fungi; Basidiomycota; Agaricomycetes; Polyporales; Polyporaceae. The transcript has 11 exons.
AUGAGGCCCAUAUCCGAGGGCGAAGCAACCGAAUUAUAUCCUGAUUCCUUCAGAGCAAGACUGAUCAUUGACUACUUGAAUCGGCAGCUUGAGGCGAAUCAUGCGUCCGCCCGGCUCAAGCGUAUCAACCAAGAAAGCUUCCCAGAGCACGACCAAGACAGUCUGAGUCAUGCCUGGGAGAGCUAUGUUUGCCAGCCGAAGGGCAGGAGCAACUCAGUGUUUCGUUUGAAAUUCGGCAAACCUGCACUACGCUUCAUUUGCGACCACGAUGCGCUGCUAGAGCUCACCGUGCAGGAAGUGAUAUCGGAACAUGGUUCGGUUCCGCAUCUGAGCGCUAGUCUAGCAGGAAUGAAGUUCGCUUUUCGUUUCACUACAACUCGCCGCACUAUCGUUGGCAACGACUUCAAAGUUGGCGACCAUGAGAGUCGCAUUCACCUUCUGGUCUGCGACUUCGACCAUGCCAAGCUUGUCCCUGUGCGCGACGACGAUAUCAUGGCCCAAUCCGAGCUCGAGGGCCUUCUUGGGCCAUAUCUGCAGGCGUUACAACACGGGGGCCAUCAUGUCUUGUUCUUCCCUCCUGAAUUUGUGGGACUCGACUACUCCCAUCCCCCGCGUCUGUCGCUUGCGGGCGACUACGAGGAGCUUCGGCGUACAUAUGGCGCUGGUCUCACUGCCGAUGUCGAAGGCUUCUCAGAGACUACGAUCAACGCUCAUCUCUCUCUAACAUGGGGUGCCUGUGUAUUCGCGGCCCAAGAACGAAGGAGUCCUCUCAAGUGGAACUCAUCCAGCUACCUUGCUGAAUAUCAAACCUGGCUGUUCCAGGACUUCCAACCCCAGGCCGGUUGGCACGCCUCUAUGAAAUUCCGGGAGCCAAGGGUCACCGUCCUCUGCGCCCGCGAAAUCGUGCUACACUUCACUUUGUCUGGAGUUAGGUUCUACGAAGCGUGGGCGUUCCCUAGAGGGCCUCCGGAGGAAAAGGAGGAGUGGGAUAACGAGGAGUCACUGGAGAUUGCGUUGAUCGUCGAUGUCAGGGCUGUCAGUGAAGAUUUGGAGAUUCUCGCUGAAACGGCCCGUUAUUCGGAAGAGUUCUCGGUGAUAACUGGCCUGCGCGUGGAGUACGCUCAAGCCUGUUGGGACUCCCUCGUCGAGUUCUUCCUCCGACAGUACAUCAAGCUCUUCGCGUCACGGCGCAUCACAUACAGAUUUCGCGACGACUACUCUGUCAUACGCUCAAGAAGUCUAGAUGAUGGGAGCUGGUGGAUGCUCGAGCGCGAAUCUGGCGCGAGUGUUAGCGUCUUCUCCAGCACCGUCAGGUUCACCAAGAUGGAGGGCUUCGAUGUUAUCGUCGGCAUUACACAGACGUCCAUCAACAACCAGUUCACGCGGCUCUUCAAGUUGUACUCAAGGGAUAUCUCUUCGCGGGAUGAAGCCGACUAUCAAGUGGAGAUCAAGACAAUCACUGUGCGCUUACUGCAAUCCAGGGCGUUCCAGGAGCCAUGGGACGAGGACUGGGACAGACCCGAGGACGAAGAUGGGAUCGAUGCGGUCACCACUAAGGUUUCACAGGCUCGGGCUAUAGUCACGAUCCACAUCUCGAGCGGAGCUUUGCACUCUUGGCUGGACGACGACUUGAUGGUCAUCAGUCGACCGGACCAUAUUUCUGGCAAAGUGGGAGAGUGGCGCCUUGCAUUUGAGGUUGACCUGGCGAUGCGAAACAACGACGAACUAUUCGAGCAGAGGUAUCGCCAUCAACCUUUUGCCUACCCUUCCCCGCCAGGCGAAGAUCCCUACACAAUACGCCACGUGUACCUGGACCUACAGAACGCUCGCUUCUCAGCGCGGUACAGUACGAUGGAAGACUGGGAGUACGGAAUUCCGGAUGUCAUACGCGCGCGCAUGACUCUUGCUAAGUUCAUCAAAGAGGACUACUUCCCCGCACUCGUUGAGAAGGGGAUUCACAUCGUAUCCAGUGUCCCCAUCUUCGAAUCUGGCGGUGCUCCAGCGUUCUACAAGCUCACAGACAUGACAUGCUGCACGUACGCGGUGCAAUCGAAAGCUUCCGUCCGAGCCGACGGAGAAGAUGCUACGUCGUACUCCGAGCAGCUCCUUUUCAUCCUCGGCAUGACUGGCCACCGCUCUCUUCCAGAUAUCACCAGCUUUACGCCCUCAACGAAGUGGCUUCUCCGCGGGAGAUUCUCGCAAGGCACGCUCGCCAUCUCGAGGCGGGUUUUCCACGACAGACUGCAUUCUCUCCUCGCUCAAGUCAAUGCGCUCACGACUCUCGUUCCCGAUGCUUCGGCAACGGACAUGAGGAAGGGACUCGUCAGGCGGUGGGCUGAGCACCAACACUAUCGCGACAGGUCGACGGAGUGGAGGCCGGUCAAUGGACCCGAGGCCUCGUUUACGACCAAGUUUGAAUGGGAGUUUGACCACAAGAUGCACCUGCAGCAGUCAGGAACGCAGCUUUCCGCACACCGCGACUAUGAGAUAGAGUGCUCCACCCACAACGAAUUGGAACUACCCGACGUAUCCAUGCUCUCCACCGGGUCUUUGGAAAUCAGAGUCACGGGCACUAUGCGGCUGCGCAUGCAUAGUUCCCGCGCAGACAGCUCAUGGGAGACGGAGUCAUCUGUUCCCUGGAACGUCACUAUCCGCAUCAAGGGUACGGUGCGCGGCAACGUCGAGGUCGACAUCGACGGCCUCGACAAUCUCCAACCCACCCCCGCCAAAUCCGUCAUCCGCUCGGGCGGCGUCAAUGUCCCCAACGCGCAAGCGACUCUCCGCCACCACCUCCCCAGGCGCCAAGACUUCGAGGGCGUCCUCAAGGAGUUGAAGGUGUUCCAAGGAGAGUGGAGAUAUUACUAUCCCGCGGCGACGCCAUUUACCCUUUGCACGCCGAUGCUUAACAACGACGGCGAUCUUCUCUUCGAGCUGCGCCGCUCGCAGACCGAGUUGACUCAGCACUCCAGUCGCAGGAGAAGCUACUGGGGGACGCAACGUUCUGGGUCUCGUACGCCUGCGACGCCAUCUAGUGCAGGUGGUCCUCGUAACGGCUUGAUCAAGAAGAUAACGGAUUCUGAAGAUAAAGGAGACACAUCACCACCAGUAUCACCUACAGUCACACCGUCCCCACCUCUGGAUCCACCAGAGCAGGAAACAGAACCGCAGAAACCACUGUCAGAGGAUCCUUAUACCGAUACUCCCUUCGACUGA